AUGAUCAUCAAGGAUCUGGUGUUUGAUGAGGUGCCAGUGAGGGUGUAUUGGCCCAGAACACCAACUAUCAAUAAGAGACGAGCAAUGGUCUUCCUUCAUGGAGGAGUUGGCCUGUUUGGAGACAUUAGUAAGUUUGACCCGUUCUGCAACUACAUUGGCCGAAAGAGUGAUUCUGUGGUUGUGUUUGUUAGAUUUCGUUUAGCUCCGGAGCAUCCAUACCCAGUGCCAGUUCUGGACUGUUGUACUGCUACUAUACACCUGUUGAAGAAUGCUGAGCGAUAUGGAGUGGACCCCAACCGCAUCAUCAUUGGUGGGGACAGUAGCGGAGGCACCUUUGCUGCUGCAGUUUGUCAUGAACUGGCGACAAGGAAGGAUCUCCCAAGGGUCCGAGCCCAGGUCCUUCUCUACCCAUUCCUUCAAGCAGUGGACUUCCAUUUGCCUUCUUAUCAGCAAAACAGUUCAAUUCCCUUGUCAUACAAGAAACGAUUCCUCAGAUUUGGCUUGUUGUAUCUCACUGGGAGAAAUGUCAAAGUGGAUGAAGUUAUAAGAGGUGCCCAUGUUCCUGAGGAGUUGAGGGUGAAGUACAGAAAAUGGGUUAGUGCAGAUAUAAUUCCAGAAGAAUUUAAGGACAGGGGUUAUGUGCCACCAGUGCUUGCUCCAUUUUCAAAAGAAUUUUAUGAAAAAGGCAAGCAAGCCCUUGAGCCCAUGUUUUCCCCACUUUUAGUAGAAGAUACUGUCAUCCGCCAGCUCCCUGAUACAUUCAUUUUAACUUGUGAAUAUGAUAUUUUCAGGGAUGAUGGACUGUUGUAUAAGAAACGCCUAGAGGACAAUGGUGUGCCAGUGACAUGGCAUCAUGUGAAGGAUGGGUUCCAUGGAAUAAGCAUGCUUGUUGAUUUUGGACCCUUUAAAUUUCCAAGCGAACAGAUCCGUUUUCAACAUGUAAUACGUUUUUUAGAGUGUUUAUAG
This is a messenger RNA of Elgaria multicarinata webbii, 966 nucleotides long. Its product is annotated as arylacetamide deacetylase-like 3. The record is from RefSeq and is a predicted model, not a curated record. The transcript has 4 exons. Lineage: Eukaryota; Metazoa; Chordata; Lepidosauria; Squamata; Anguidae. Bases 1 to 966 code for a protein of 321 amino acids. Gene Ontology annotation, molecular function: lipase activity.